Molecule: messenger RNA, 2522 nt
Organism: Entelurus aequoreus (snake pipefish)
Lineage: Eukaryota; Metazoa; Chordata; Actinopteri; Syngnathiformes; Syngnathidae
Product: cyclin-dependent kinase 19-like
Exons: 15
Coding region: 65-1510 (481 amino acids)
Biological process (GO): protein phosphorylation
Cellular component (GO): cytosol; mediator complex; nucleus
Molecular function (GO): ATP binding; cyclin-dependent protein serine/threonine kinase activity; RNA polymerase II CTD heptapeptide repeat kinase activity
Source: RefSeq, a predicted model, not a curated record
CAAUUAGAAGCGUCAACAAGCCAGUGAACAUUAAGCGGAGCGGACCAAAAUCCCAAACAAGGAAAUGACGCAUUCAUGGGUUAGAAUGGAUUACGACUUCAAAACAAAGCUGGCCGCCGAGAGGGAGAGAGUGGAAGAUCUCUUCGAAUAUGAAGGUUGCAAAGUGGGUCGAGGCACUUACGGCCACGUUUAUAAAGCCAAGCGCAAAGACGGGAAAGACGAGAAGGACUAUGCACUGAAACAGAUAGAAGGCACUGGAAUAUCAAUGUCCGCUUGCAGGGAAAUCGCACUGCUGCGAGAACUGAAACAUCCAAAUGUGAUCGCCCUGCAGAAAGUCUUUCUGUCCCACAGUGACAGAAAAGUUUGGCUCCUGUUUGAUUAUGCUGAACACGACCUUUGGCAUAUCAUCAAGUUCCAUCGCGCCUCCAAGGCCAACAAGAAGCCUAUGCAGCUGCCCCGAGGGAUGGUCAAGUCUCUUUUGUAUCAGAUCCUGGAUGGGAUCCAUUACCUCCAUGCCAACUGGGUGCUCCACAGGGAUCUGGUGAGCUGCGGUGUGUUAGUGGAUGGUGGAGGGUGUGACAGUGGAUGUGUCUCUGUCGAUAUCUGGGCCAUCGGCUGCAUCUUCGCUGAGCUGCUGACGUCGGAGCCAAUCUUCCACUGUCGCCAGGAAGACAUCAAGACCAGCAACCCCUUCCAUCACGACCAGCUGGACAGGAUCUUCAGCGUCAUGGGCUUCCCUGCAGAUAAAGACUGGGAAGACAUUCGGAAGAUGCCAGAAUAUCCAACUCUGCAGAAAGACUUCAGGAGAACAACCUAUGCAAACAGCAGCUUGAUCAAAUACAUGGACAAACAUAAAGUCAAACCAGACAGCAAAGUCUUUAUGUUGCUGCACAAACUUCUCACCAUGGACCCCACUAAGAGACUCACGUCAGAACAAUCUCUGCAGGACCUUUACUUCCUGGAGGAGCCCUUACCCACCACUGAUGUGUUUGCCGGGUGCCAGAUCCCAUACCCAAAGAGAGAGUUUCUCAAUGAAGACGAACCAGAGGAGAAAACAGAAAAGAACCAGACGCAGCAGCACCAGCAGACCACAGGCCAGAACCAGAACCAGAACCAGAACCAGCAACAAGCGGCAGCCCAGCAGGCCACAUCUCAGCAGAACUCCACCCAGACCAAUGGCACUGCAGGAGCUGGGGGGUUACAGCACGGACAAGACCAGGGGCCCCAGAAUAAGAAAGCUCGCAUCGGGCCCUCUGGCGCCUCCUCAGGCACUGGACUGCACCAGUCAGAGUACCAGGUACUGGACUGCACCAGUCAGAGUACCAGCACUCCACUACCCGGCUGGGCUACCAAAGCAGUAUCCAAGGUUCCACUCAGCCUCAGAGCACCCUGGGAUACACGUCCUCCUCCCAGCAGAGCUCGCAGUAUUCUCACCAGACCCACCAUCGCUACUGACACUCCUGAGCCAGCAGAGGGCGGCAGGCGCUGGUCCUGGAAGGUCCAGCAAUAGUCUGCUUCCAUCCUGGCCUGACCUUCUCGGCAAUAUUGUUGCAGCGCCAUGUGCUCACGGACGCCAAGAGACAGCAGAACGCUGGAAGCAAACGCAGGUUUUCAUGUGACACGACCGUGAAGACUUCUGAACACAACUCAUACAGUGGUGGUCAAAAGUGUACAUACACGUGUAGAGAACAUCAUGUCAUGGCUGUCUUGACUUUACAAUCAUUUCUUAUUUUUUUGUGAUGUAGUGAUUGGAGCACAUACUUGUUGGGCACCAAAAACAUUCAUGAAGUUUGCUUCUUUUAUGAAUUUAUUAUGGGUCUACUGAAAAUGUGAGCAAAUGUGCUAUACUUUUAGUGUGGGGACAAUACUGUCCACACCUGUCUCCAUCUAAACACAGCAGUGUCCACACCUGUCUCCAUCUAAACACAGCAGUGUCCACACCUGUCUCCAUCUAAACACAGCAGUGUCCACACCUGUCUCCAUCUAAACACAGCAGUGUCCACACCUGUCUCCAUCUAAACACAGCAGUGUCCACACCUGUCUCCAUCUAAACACAGCAGUGUCCACACCUGUCUCCAUCUAAACACAGCAGUGUCCACACCUGUCUCCAUCUAAACACAGCAGUGUCCACACCUGUCUCCAUCUAAACACAGCAGUGUCCACACCUGUCUCCAUCUAAACACAGCAGUGCGCUCUUAAACGCACGCUGGGAAACGAGGGAAAGUGACGUUAAAGCAAGUGCUUGGCCCCGUUUACUCCGAGGGGAAAUCUCCGGAGCAAAGUCUGUGUAGUUAGUCGUAGUAGUUGUUGGUCACAAAAAACAUUCAUGAAGUUUGCUUCUUUUAUGAAUUUAUUAUGGGUCUACUGAAAAUGUGACUAAUCAAAAGUAUACAUACAGCAAUGUUAAUAUUUGCUUACAUGUCCCUUGGCAAGUUGACCUGCAAUAAGGCGCUUUUGGUAGCCAUCCACAAGCUUCUGCUUGACCACUUGACCACUAAAUUGCUGCAGUUCAGCUAAAUGUG